UUACAAAGCUCCGGACGUUCCGCGGCCCCGGCCGCUCACAGGUGGGGGUGGGGGGGUCCCGGGGCCUAGGACGGUGCGCCGGAGCGGGAGGCGGCAGCGGGCCGGAGCGAGGCCGGGCCCGGAGCCGGGAGGCGCGCGGGGGUGGGCGCUGCGGCCGCGGGUUGUUUAUCUGGAGUACGGAGGGGAGGGGGGAGCCUGGAAACCGCCCCGUGUCCCAUUUCCUCCUCUUGUUUUCGCUCCGGAUUCUCCAUGUUGGACCCAAACUGAGGAGCCCGGAGCUGCCGCCGGGGGAUCGGGGCCGGGGGCACCCGCGGGAGCCGCUGCCCGGGCCGCCCGCUCUCCGUACGGGCCGCCUCCCUUCCCGGCCCGGGGAGGGAACAAGAGCCGGGAUGUGAACGGCGGUGGGAGUCGGAGUCUCGGGAGCCGGAGCGGGAGCGGGCCCCCGCCCAGGCCCCCCAGCCCAGCCCGGCCCGGCCCGGCCCGCGCGCCCUCCCGCCCAGCCGGCCCGGGCCCGCGGGGUUGUUAGAUGGAACACGGCUCCAUCAUCACCCAGGCGCGGAGGGAAGACGCCCUGGUGCUCACCAAGCAAGGCCUGGUCUCCAAGUCCUCUCCUAAGAAGCCGCGUGGCCGAAACAUCUUCAAGGCCCUCUUCUGCUGUUUUCGCGCCCAGCAUGUUGGCCAGUCAAGCUCUUCCACUGAGCUCUCCACAUACAAGGAGGAAGCCAACACCAUCGCUAAGUCGGAGCUGCUCCAGUGUCUCCAGUACCAGUUUUAUCAGAUCCCAGGGACCUGUCUGCUCCCAGAGGUGACAGAGGAGGAUCAAGGAAGGAUCUGCGUGGUAAUUGACUUGGAUGAAACCCUUGUGCAUAGCUCGUUUAAGCCAAUCAGCAACGCUGACUUCAUCGUGCCUGUGGAGAUCGAAGGGACCACUCACCAGGUGUACGUGCUCAAGAGGCCUCACGUGGACGAGUUCCUGCGGCGCAUGGGGGAGCUCUUUGAAUGUGUCCUCUUCACCGCCAGCCUGGCCAAGUACGCGGACCCUGUCACGGAUCUGCUGGACAGGUGUGGGGUGUUCCGGGCCCGCCUGUUCCGUGAGUCCUGCGUGUUCCACCAGGGCUGCUACGUCAAGGACCUCAGCCGCCUGGGAAGGGACCUGCGGAAAACCCUUAUUCUGGACAACUCGCCUGCUUCUUACAUCUUCCACCCAGAGAAUGCAGUGCCUGUGCAGUCUUGGUUUGACGACAUGGCCGACACGGAGCUGCUGAACCUGAUCCCAAUCUUUGAGGAGCUGAGCGGAGCGGAGGAUGUCUACACCAGCCUCGGACAGCUGCGGGCCCCUUAGCCUUCGCCGCUGCCAAGCAGUGGCUCUCCCAGCAGGGGGCUUCCCUACACUGUGCCUUUAUGAUCAGCCUGACAGAGUGGACGCUGGAGCAUCUCACCAGAUGAGGCCUGGAAAUAGAAGUGAUUGGAGAGAGCGUUAGGACAGGUUAGAUGCCAAGUGGGCAAAUAUCAGACCAGCGAUACCCAGAGCUGCUUGCUCCCUGAGUUGGGUUCCCAGGAUGAGUGGGUGAGUGUCUGUCUGUUUGUCUGUCUGUCUUGCCUUGAGCUGUGGCCCCGGGAUACAAGUGUUUCAGGUUGGGGGAGAAAGUGAAUGAUCAAGACCCUCCCCGAGAUGGUCAGCCUCCUCUCUGGUCACCCUGGGAGCCGCAGAGCUCUGUAGGGAUGAAGACUGUUGAAGGCUCUGUUGCCAAACCUUUGACCUUUCCUCAGUGUUGUAAGGCUUAGGCCAAGGAGAAAGGUAGGGUCAGAGGCUGCCUUUGGGCGUCCCAGGCACACAUCUUUCUGAAGCUUUUCUCUAGCCAAGUGCUGCAGACAGACGACGUUGUUGGGAAGAUGAAAACUUGUUUCCAGAACCAGUAGCCCCAGUGGCCAUCAAGUCCUGUGGUCCAAGGGCUGCACUUGCCUCCAGCCGAGUACCUGGGCCGGGCCCUUUCUGUGUCUCCCCAAGGCUUGGGCGCCGGGCCUGCCUUCCUCACCACCUAGCCAUAGUCUUGAACCUGUGGGGAAGGAGAUCUUCUCCCUGUCCUGGAAGAGGACAAAUAACUGAUUUCCGUUCCUUUGACUCAGUUUUAAAAUUGUCUUUCUAAAUAUGACAUGUUGGGCUGUUUUGCUUUUGACAGAGCUGCAGUCCUGGGCCCGAGGGGAGUGUGGGAGGCUCUGGGGGUGCGGGGAAGAGGAAGAUCCCCAGAGCGUGAAUGUGUGUGUCCCCUCGGCUUGUGGGUCAGCUGAGCUUGGGAUGUGUCCCUAAGGCUGCUCUUCAGGGAAUCUCUGCUGGUGCUGCCGCAGGACUUUGCUCACAAGCCCAGGAAGGGCGCUGUGUCCCAGCCUCCUGUGUCUUGGGCAGGGCCCUUUCCUCUUGUGUCUUCCCCCAGGCCCUGGCCUGUGCCAAGUGUCUUCAUCCUUCCUGGCGGUCACUUUUUCUCUCCAGGGCCUCGGGCAUUCCUGCGUCUCCUGGGCCAAGGGGCUGGGUGUUCUCACCGUUUAGUUCACCGACGUACGCACGUGCCUCCUGCCGACGGUCACAGGUCUGCGUGAGCUCUUCACACAGCUGUGCUUUGCGUGUCUCUUUGCUUUCAAAGUUUCUUAAUAGUAAAUGCUUUAAAAAAUAAGUCACAAAAAGGAAGUUUUCCCCAGGAUGGAAAACAAAAGGGGACGUGCUGCUGUCAUUGGGAGCACAAGAGGCCCCCCGGAGGGAGCCCCACUUCAGCAUCACUGCCUUAACUGUGGCCUCCCUCGGGCGGGCGGGAGUGGCUAUCCCCCGUUUUCCCUGGAGGCAGAUGUUCCCGAGCAUUUGUAAGUUGCUUCAGGUGCAAGAACACCGCCCACUCAGGACUCACCCCGUUAUCCUUGCCAGUUUCCACAGCCGGGCCGGGCUGAGGAGCUGGGGGGCCCCAGGGCCGGGGCAGCAGCUUGGUGUCCGGGCCGCCUGGCGUCUUCCUCUAGCGUUGUGAUGCCACGUCCCCUCCCUGUACCACGGUUGUGAGGCCUUGUCUUUCCCACUGGUGUCACGUGAGUGGAACAGGGUCCCCAGAGCCCAUGUGGUUAUUUCCCAGGCAUCAUUCCCUGCAGGGUCCUGCUCCACGCAGGCGGGGCAGAGGCCUCCCGGGCUGGCCAGGGACGCGCGAGCAUCUGGUUCGGAGGCCCCGGCCCAGACCUCUCUCCUGACAUCCCGGGGGGCCUCUCUCCCAAGCCCCGCCCUGAGGGUUAGCCAUUGGCCAGACUGUCCGCCGUGGGGUCCAGCCAGGCUUUUCUGACCAUAAGCAAUAAGAGGCUCGAAGCGGAUCCCGUUCCGAGGACCCUCUCUGCCCACCUGUGGGUCUCCGUGUUGCCAGGUGAAGUGAGAGCCGCUGCCGCCCGCUUUCCUGCCGGGCAUGUCCACAUGUUCCGAGGGGCACGUGACCGGGGCCCAGGAUGGCUUGGUGGGGGUGUCCCUGCUGCUUCUGCACAAAGCCUGGCUCCCCAGGCCGCCUCACCGGAACCGUGUCCUGACCCCCUGCAGCUCCUCACCGGGACUGCCGCCCCCCGCUCACCCCCGCCUCCCUUCCCUGGAGAGGCAGCUCUGCCAAAUACGUCCAAGCAAGGGUCCACCCGUGUGGACCGGAGCCAGCCUGGGGUCAUUCCAUGCUCUCUGGUCUCCAGCUGCACAGUGUGUUCGGGGCGAGAGAUGACCGCGGAACUUGCUUCCUAGAGGAAUCAGGCCAGACUCCGUUUUGGAGGAGGGCAGGGUGGAGAGGGGGCGCGUUCACCCCAUGGUCUGGUCCGGGGUCUCCCCCCCCCCCCUUCCUGGUUGGGGCUGGUCUUCAGGAAGCAACAGGCCACCAGGCCUGGUCAACCACCCCCCCCAGCCCCCCGCCCCAUGCAAGCCAUGCCAGGAAUCUGCCCACCUGUCAGGUUCAGCUCCUCAAGGUGCCUCUUCAGGGACACAGGGUGUCUCUCUGAUUGGGCUUCUCAGUCAAAAGCCUGAUGUUCGUGUCCCUCUCAUAGGGGGAGCUUUGGACACAGGACCAGUUUGGAAAGGGUCGGGGAAGAGUCUCCACUCUGCACAUUGUAGAGGGGGCACUCUGGAGGCCCGUGGGUCCCUUCAUGUAGCGAGGUGGAGUAAACUUGCUUUCAGUUAACCUGGGACCCUCUGUCUCAUUUCUUCCUGCCUCACAAAGAUGUCGACCGUUGUAUGAGUGUGUGAACCCAUCUCUGUUAACAGUGGCCCAGAAGCUUCUCUGUGCUGAAAGCAUGGGAAGUCUACAGGCAGUCAUUCCCUGGGACAUGGGUCCCGUUCCGUUCUGCUCCUCCUACCCUGUUCCUGAGGCCUCCUGCAGUAAGGGCCCCCCCCCAUGCCCCCGCCCCACAGGGCUGCCCUGCCUCCCACGUCCCAGCCAGGCCCAGUGUCUGCAGAAGGUGAGCCUGUUUUCCCCUUCAGGUCUUCAGUCCGUCACGUGCCACUGUUGUCCCUCAGUCGCCUCUUUUGUAAGAUGGGGUUUUCGUUUUGUACUUUUUUUUUUAAUGCUGGUAAAUGCAUUCACGCCGGGGCGGGGAGGCAGCAGUCUGGCCCCCCUGCCCCAUCCCUCUGACGCCCGGGGCCUGCCCUGGAGCAGACCCUCCUCUCUGGGCCUGCGGGCUGCUUCGCGUGCAGUUGUCUCAGAUGUUACACGGCGCCGCCCGACCCCGUCCAGGACGCUGUUGGGGGGGGGGGGAGACCCGCCUUCCCUGUGACUGGGCUGCGGGUCCUGACCACCUUGCUUGCAGGUUCAUGGGUUGGUAAACUUGUGUUCAGAAACUUGAAAUGUACGACGCCAUUAAGUGUCUGUUUAUAUUUUUGGAAUAUUUGUAUUACUUACAAUUAAUGAAUAAAAGUGGGUUUGAAAAACCCAUCCAUGAAUGGGA
Messenger RNA from Hippopotamus amphibius kiboko, 4941 nucleotides. It is a transcript of the gene CTDSP2, whose product is annotated as CTD small phosphatase 2. The transcript has 8 exons. The record is from RefSeq and is a predicted model, not a curated record. The coding region runs from base 527 to 1342 and encodes 271 amino acids. Gene Ontology annotation, molecular function: RNA polymerase II CTD heptapeptide repeat phosphatase activity. NCBI's taxonomy places the organism in Eukaryota, Metazoa, Chordata, Mammalia, Artiodactyla, Hippopotamidae.